AUGCACUGCCGCACGUCCGGCGUGACCGGCCACUACGCUAACAACGACGCUCACGCCUUGGAUAUCGCGCGGCGCUUUGUCAGCAACCUCAACUACCGCAAGCAGCCUUUCGUCACGCAGACGCCGGUCGAGGAGCCGCUGUACUCGCCGGACGAGCUUGGCGGCGUCAUUCCUGUAGACUCCCGCAAGCCGUUUGACGUGAGGAAGGUCAUUGCCCGCAUCGUGGACGGCAGUCGUUUCGACGAGUUCAAGAAGGAGUACGGCCCCAUCAUGGUCACGGGCUUCGCGCGCUUGUACGGGAACCCAGUGGCCAGCGCGGGCUUUAUGGUGGGUAAGAAGGCCGAGCACGGCGGUAUCGCCAAGGACGGUGACAUGAUGGUAAAGGCCGUCUCGAACGAUGUGCCCAAGAUCACGUGCAUCAUUGGCGGGUCGUACGAUGCAGGCAACUACGGUAUGUGCGGUCGAGCGUUCUCGUCGCGCUUCCUGUACAUGUGGCUGAACGCCCGCAUCUCCGUCAUGGGCGGAGAGCAGGCUGCCGGUGUGUUGGCAGAGAUGCAGCGUGACAACUACGAGCGCCGCAAAGAGAACUGA
Messenger RNA from Phytophthora sojae, 591 nucleotides. RefSeq lists its product as hypothetical. Gene Ontology annotation, cellular component: methylcrotonoyl-CoA carboxylase complex; mitochondrion. The transcript has 2 exons. Bases 1 to 591 code for a protein of 196 amino acids. The record is from RefSeq and is a predicted model, not a curated record. Lineage: Eukaryota; Oomycota; Peronosporomycetes; Peronosporales; Peronosporaceae. Gene Ontology annotation, molecular function: methylcrotonoyl-CoA carboxylase activity. Gene Ontology annotation, biological process: L-leucine catabolic process.